Molecule: messenger RNA, 1371 nt
Organism: Urocitellus parryii (Arctic ground squirrel)
Lineage: Eukaryota; Metazoa; Chordata; Mammalia; Rodentia; Sciuridae
Gene: Slc25a32
Product: solute carrier family 25 member 32
Biological process (GO): transmembrane transport; nucleotide transport
Source: RefSeq, a predicted model, not a curated record
UUGAGCUGUUGUUUUCGUCCACGUCCUUUGGCUCAAGCAUGCUGCUUCAGCCGGGGAGGUAGGGCGGGCACUAGGUGGAGGCGUGCAACCCGCCUCCGUCACGCCCUCCACCGGCUUGACGUGUGGCCGUGCCCCCUCACGCCCCUCCGCACUAAGGUCUCCGGGCUCUGUUCCCGCUACCCGGCCGUCGGAGCUUUUUCGCCAGUCCCGGAAGUGGGCUCGUGCCCUACGGUUCCUGCUCCCGGGCGGCGACCGUCGCCACAGUGGCGGCCACUGCAUCUCGUUCCACCUCCGCGGCCCUGGGCGCCGUGGUUUCGUCGGGCCCCGAGCCUAUGAACUGUCAGGGCCAGUCGGCGCCCGGGUCGUCGGCGUGGAGCACGGUAUUCCGCCACGUCCGGUAUGAGAACUUGGUAGCUGGUGUGAGCGGCGGGGUCUUGUCUAACCUCGCGCUGCACCCGCUCGACCUCGUGAAGAUCCGCUUCGCCGUGAGUGAUGGAUUGGAACUGAGACCAAAAUAUAAAGGAAUUUUACAUUGCUUGACUACCAUUUGGAAACUUGAUGGACUUCGGGGACUUUAUCAAGGAGUAACUCCAAAUGUUUGGGGUGCAGGUUUAUCCUGGGGACUCUACUUUUUCUUUUACAAUGCCAUCAAAUCAUAUAAAACAGAAGGAAGAGCUGAACGGUUAGAGGCAACAGAAUACCUCAUCUCAGCUGCUGAAGCUGGAGCCAUGACCCUCUGCAUUACAAACCCAUUAUGGGUAACAAAAACUCGCCUUAUGUUACAGUAUGAAGGUGUUGUUAACUCCUCACAGCGGCAAUAUAAAGGAAUGUUUGAUGCACUUGUGAAAAUAUAUAAGUAUGAAGGUGUGCGUGGAUUGUAUAAGGGAUUUAUUCCUGGGCUGUUUGGAACUUCACAUGGUGCCCUUCAGUUUAUGGCAUAUGAAUUGCUAAAGUUGAAAUAUAACCAGCAUAUCAAUAGAUUACCGGAAGCCCAACUGAGCACAGUAGAAUAUAUAUCUGUGGCUGCACUAUCCAAAAUAUUUGCUGUGGCAGCAACAUACCCAUAUCAAGUUGUGAGAGCCCGUCUUCAGGAUCAACACAUGUUUUAUAAUGGUGUAACGGAUGUAAUUGCAAAGACAUGGAGGAAAGAAGGCAUCGGUGGAUUUUACAAAGGAAUUGCCCCCAAUUUGAUUAGAGUGACUCCAGCCUGCUGUAUUACCUUUGUGGUAUAUGAAAAUGUCUCACAUUUUUUACUUGGCCUUAGAGACAAGAAAGUAAGCUAAAAAAGAAAGAAAGAAAGGUAAUUUCAGUAUGUUUGCCCAAGACAGCAACAAGCUCCUUUGUGUUUGAGACAUAAAACUCAGAAGAAUG